Molecule: messenger RNA, 1677 nt
Organism: Rotaria socialis
Lineage: Eukaryota; Metazoa; Rotifera; Eurotatoria; Philodinida; Philodinidae
Source: the annotation of a GenBank genome assembly
AUGACCAACUACGAAUAUUCAUCGUACGCUUCAUCAUCGUCAGGAAACAAUCUUGCUGGGGGUAGUGGUGGAGCUGAUGCUGCUUUCGCACAAGCUGAUGCCAACAAAGAUGGUAGCCUUGACCGUAGUGAAUUCGCAAGCUACUUUAACAGCGCAGGUGGUGGCGGUGGUGGACAAUUCGGUGCUUCACAAUUUGGCGGUGGCGUAGGAGGAGCUAGUGGUAGUUACGAAUCAUCAUCAUUCAGCUCAUCAUCAGGAGGUGCUGGCUUCGGCCUUGAAGCUGUUGGUGGUGGUGGUGGUGCUUCAUCUUUUGAAUCUUCAUCAUUCUCAUCAGGUGGUGGUCUUGAUGCUGGAUUUGCCAGCGGUGGCGGUGCCGGUGGUGGUAACUUUCAAUCAUCAUCAUUUGAAUCAGCAGCAGUUGGUGGUGGUAACUUUGAAUCUUCAUCGGUCAGCCAAGCUGCUAGUUAUACAGCUGAGACCAAUGCUGCCUGGUCUAAAUAUGGUGCUGAAGUACGUGGUGCUGGUCUCUAUGUAGAUACAAACCCACAAAUCAUUCGACGACAAGCACCAGGUGGUGUUCAAACUUAUACACAAAACAUCAAAGUUCGAUUCCUUCAACCACCACCAAUACCACCACCAGGCCCACUCAUCAUCAAAGAAGUGCGUCCACCUCAGCCACCCCCACCACCACCACUUCGCAUCAAACAACAAGCUCCAGCUCUUCCAGCACCUCCCCCACUUGUUCUCCGUGAAAAACCACCUCAGCCACCAGCUCAAGUUGCUGCCCAAACAGUCAUUCGCAAACUUGCUGCUUUACCAGUACCCCCACGAUCAGUCAUCAUCGAACGUCUUCCAGCUGCUCCAGCCCGACCACGUGAUAUCAUCAUUGAACGUUGGGUUCCUUAUGGCGCUGCCUCCAAACGAAAAACCAUCGUUCAAAAAGCUGAAGCUGGCAAAGGCUAUGCAGCACCACGUAAUGUUAUCAUUCAAUACGAACCAGUUCAAGUUCGUGUUGUCCGACAAUUCCAACGUUUGGGUGUUGUUCAAGAAAACCCACAAGCUUACGUUCAACGUUAUGGCGUUCAACUACUCGAUGCUCAGACUCUUCUUCAACAAGCUCGCUCUGCUGGUGUCGUUGAAGAUAUCUCUGCCCCUGCUGGUGCUGCAGCUAGUGCCAGUAGUGCAGGAUCAUUCAGCGCAGAAUCAAGCUUCAGUGCCGGUGGUGCUGGUGGUGCUGGUGGAGCUGAAUUCGCUUCUGCAGCUGGUGGAGAAUUCGGUGGUGCAUCAUCAUCAUUCUCAUCUAGCAGCUUCGAAAGCAGCCAAGCCGGUGGAGCUGGUGGUUUCGCUAGCGGUUCUGGAUUAGAAGCUGGUUUUGGUGGAGCUGCCGGUGCCGGUGGUGGCUUUGGUUCAUCAAGCUAUGAAUCAUCAUCAUUUUCGUCAGGCGCAGGUGGUGCUGAAGGAUUCAGCGCUGGUGGUGCUGAAGGAUUCGGCGCUGGUGGUGCUAGUGGAUUCGGCGCUGGUGGUGCUAGUGGAUUCAGUGCCGGUGGAUUUAGUGCUGGCGGUGGUAGCGGUUCUGGUUUCGAUGUUGCUUCUGCAGUUUUUAACACUGUUGACACAAACAAAGAUGGCCGUCUUGAUGCUGGAGAAUUCCAAAAAUUCGUCCAAGGUGGUUUAUAA